Messenger RNA from Funneliformis caledonium, 2547 nucleotides. NCBI's taxonomy places the organism in Eukaryota, Fungi, Glomeromycota, Glomeromycetes, Glomerales, Glomeraceae. The record is from the annotation of a GenBank genome assembly.
AUGAGCGUUAAUUAUCAGAAUGCUAAUAAUCAACUUUCCUUACUUUAUCAGCAAGCUGUACAUAUUGCGGAAAAUGCUGUCAAAGAUGAUCAAAAUGGCAAUGUUGAAGCUGCUAUAAAAUCUUAUUCAGAUGUUACAAAGAUUUUUGAAUCGAUUUUACAAUUUGAAACAAAUCAAAUUAAGAAAAACAAAAUCAUUGAAAAAUAUCAAGAGUAUAACAGACGUAUUACUGAACUAAAAAGUAUUGUUCUGCCCGAAUUGUCAAUUUUCGGUCAAUUAUUGAAGCAGGCUCAGUCUAAAUCGGAUCAAGCUUUAUUACAAGAUAAACAAAGAAAUAAUCAAAUGGCUUUAGAAUUGUAUACGGAAUCAUUGGAAUUAUUUAUGAAAGCUAUGAAAGAAACUAAGGAUGAUUCUAUUAGAGCGAAAUUGACUGAACGGAUGAAUCAAAUUUUUGAAAGAGCUGAAGAUUUGAAAGGAUUACCGACUAAUUCUCUGUCUUUAUUAUCUCUAAAAUCAGCUAAUCCAAACGCAGAAAAUUCUUUGUUGUCUUCGUCAAAUUUUGGGUUAUCUAGUAUGGAAAUUGAAGUUCUUGAAAAAAAUUCACAAAUAAAUAACAAAAUCUUUCCUCCAUGGCCUGAAGAAAUAAACGAACAAUUCGAAUAUGACAAACCAUUUAUAGAUGAUGAUGGACUUUUGAACUUGUCGAUAAUUCAGAGAGCAAAUUUUGGUUCAUGGAAACGUCCAUCUCAAAUAAUGGAAGAACCCAAAAUGAUUACAAUGAUUUCAAGUGCAGCAAUCAAACAAGAUAUUGUAACAGAUUGCUCAUUCGUAGCGUCAUUAUGUGUCAGUGCAGCAUAUCAAAAACGAUUUGGUAAUAAGCAGCGGAAAAUAUAUGAUAAGGUUAAUUUGCAAUGGAAUUCCAAGAAAAUUGUUGAUGACUUACUUCCACUUUCUCGCGAUGGAACUCUUAUGUGCACAUUUUCAACAAAUAAGGAUGAAUUAUGGCCAAGUAUAAUAGAGAAAGCCAUUAAAGAAAAAUCAAGCGUCAGUGCUAAUUCAGACAAAGAUUUUGAAAAAGAAACUACGUGGAAGCGGCUCUUGGACGGUCAAAGAUAUGGAGAUGCGCUUGUUACCAUUGCUACCGGCUAUUUGAGUGAUGCAGAAGCUGAUUCCCUUGGAUUAGUUCCUACUCAUGCUUAUGCUGUUUUAGAUAUACGUGAGGCGAAUGGCUUCUGUUUAUUGCAAAUUAAAAAUCCAUGGAGUCAUAAAAGAUGGAUGGGUCCAUUUAGUCAUUUGGAUAACGUCAAUUGGACUCCUGAAUUAAUAAAAGCGCUAGAUUAUGAUAGAGAGAAUGCAUUGGACGCUGAUGAUGGAAUAUUUUGGAUUGAUUAUGAUUCUGUAUGUCAUAAUUUUUUCUCGAUCCACAUGAAUUGGAAUCCGGAACUUUUCCCUUAUACUGCUAUUAAACACUCCACAUGGCCUGCAAAUGUUAAGUUGCAAAAAGACAUUUUGAAUUUAGGAUAUUAUCCACAGUUUUGCUUGGAAGUUACAAACGAUAGCGAGCAUCCAUCUCCGGUUCGUCUUUUGUUGACCAAACAUAUCACUGUGACAGAAGAGAAUAAGGAUUACAUCACGCUACACAUUUAUAAUGAUACAAAUGGAGAAAAGAUUUAUUAUCCUAGAACGCCUUGGAAACAGGGUGCAUAUGUAAACAGUCCACAUAUACUGGUCCGGUUUAAUGCACCAACGGGUGUUUCACGUUAUACCAUUGUUGUUGCUCAAAUCGAAAAAGCUAAAUCCUUGGAUUUUACACUUAAAUGUUACUGUAUGUCCAAAGUCAUUUUAUCAGAAAUUUCUGGUCAAUGGACAAGUCAAACAGCUGGUGGAAAUGCAAGUAAUAAAACAUAUUUAAAUAACCCAGAGUUUCGUGUUUCUAUAAUGCCACCAACGUCGUCGGAUAAGGCUCGAUUAUUAUUAAUGUUGGAAGGACCUAGGGAGUAUGCGAUAGAUGUCAGAAUGGUAUGGAGCAAUGGAAAAAGGAUAGCUAGUCUUGUUCCCAAGGACAUAUUGAUGAAAUCUACCGGUUAUCGUAACGGGUUUUGCUAUUGUGAAAAGGAUGAUGUAAAACCCGGUGAUUAUACUAUUGUUGUAUCAACAUAUGAACCCGGUCUUAUUGGGGAUUUCAUAUUAACUGUAGCAUCAAAUGUCACAUUUAACGUUACUCCUAUUCCACUCGAAGGAGCCGGAAUGUUCAAGGAAGUAAUUCAAGGACAAUGGCUUCAAACACCAGAAAUAAGUCCUACACCAAUGAUACAUAUCAAAAUAUUUGAAAAUCUUUCAAAUAAUUCACUUGGUAAAGAAGUGGCUAAUUCUGGACAUUAUGCUAGUUUUGUUCAGGGUGUAUGCACGGAUGAUAUAGCACUUCCCUCAUCCGAUCAAGGUUAUGUCAUAGUAUUUAGUACCUGGGAAAAAAAUGUAUCUGGCAAGUUUGUUGCUUACAUUUAUAGCGAUAGAAAUGUAAUUGUUGAAGAAAUUGUUCGCGAGUGA